UAACAAGGUCUCGACAGAUGGAGCUUGCACAAGGACAUGUGUCGUUUUGUUGCGGACAGUACCUCCACCUACCAAUCACACUUGUCCAUUGCAUGCUUCGUCGGUUCGCCCAUUCCUUCCCUCCAUAAAAGGACAAGUGGAUCCCGGCCUUUCUCUGUCUCAAUUCACAGUAUUCACACACAUAUACAGAGUGAGAGAGAGAGAGAGAGAUUGGCUUACAAGUUCAGUUGGGUUGUUACUUAUUUGUCUCAGUUAUUCGAUUUCUGCAACAUCGGGCGCAAUCAAAUUGAUCAUCAUGAAGGGUUCUUCAUCAUUUUCUUGCACGAAGCAGGGGAUGGCAUUUGUUCUGAUAAUGAUGUUAGCGUUGGCAACUUCAUGUAGUUGCAUCGGAGCCGAUGACGAAAGAGGCUACCAGGAACAAGCCAAGGAUAUGAUGGGCACUGCAGCGGGGAAGGUGGAGGAGAAAGGGAAUGAAGCCAAAGAGGCUUCGGACUCAUGGACAGAGUGGGCAAAGGACAGGAUCUCGGAGGGUCUGGGUUUGAAGAACGAAGACACCGUUAAGGAGAAUGCUAAGCAAGCAUACGAUGUCGCUGGUGACACCGCCAAGAAGAUGGCCGACAAGACUUACGACAACGCUCAUGAUGCUGGGCAGUACGGUGCAGAGAAGGCCCAAGACAUCAAAAGAACCACCGAGGAGAAAGCGGGGAAGGCGACAGAGAUGGCAUCCGAGAAGGCCAAGCAAGCGAAAGAGGCGACUUACGAGAAGGUAGGGGAUGCAGCGGAGAUGGCGACACAGAAGGCAAGGCAGGCAAAGGAGGCCACAGGGGAUCACCUGAAGUGGGCCACAGAAAAAGCCAAGGAAGGGUACGACGCGGCCAAGAACAAAGCAGGGGAGACAAUGGAGAGCACAAAGGGAGGCUACGACGCGGCUGAGAACAAGGCAGGGGAGACAAUGGAAAGCACCAAGGAAGGGUACGACGCCACCAAGAAUAAGGCAAGGGAGACUAUGGAGAGCACAAAGGAAGGGUACAACGCGGCCAAGAACAAGGCAGGGGAGACGAUGGAAAGCACAAAGGACACUGUCGCCUCCAAGUACGACGAUGCCAAGCACAAAACAGAACAGAUUAAGAAAAACCUUGCUGGUAAUAAUCCACUAGACCAAGAACUUUGAAGGAAAGCUCCUGCUCCACUCCUCAGAGUCAGAAAUCGCUCUUUUGUCAAUGUACUGCAACAAAAUACUGGAUCUCCUGCGCUCUGUCUGAUUCCAAAUUCUAUCUGUAGUUUUUGAUUUUCUGUUUUUUUUUUUAACUUCUCAAAAUAGUUUAUCUUGCGAACCCUGCAAACUACCAGAUCCUUGAGCUAGCAGAGCAGUUCUCUUCCACAUGAAGGAAUGAAUGAAUGAAUGAAUGAAACUAAGUCUUAAAUUUGAAAAUUCGAAUCUGGGUUUUCCUUA
Macadamia integrifolia is the source of this 1453-nucleotide messenger RNA. Its product is annotated as late embryogenesis abundant protein D-29-like. Lineage: Eukaryota; Viridiplantae; Streptophyta; Magnoliopsida; Proteales; Proteaceae. The record is from RefSeq and is a predicted model, not a curated record. The coding region runs from base 296 to 1171 and encodes 291 amino acids. The transcript has a single exon.